This is a messenger RNA of Striga hermonthica, 250 nucleotides long. NCBI's taxonomy places the organism in Eukaryota, Viridiplantae, Streptophyta, Magnoliopsida, Lamiales, Orobanchaceae. The record is from the annotation of a GenBank genome assembly.
UUCGAAAUUUUCAUUCGUGCCAAAUCGCCGAUUCUCUCGUGCCGAACUCUAACCGUGCGUUCGCCCGAGCAUCGAGGACCUUAGCAAUCUUAGGGCAUAUGAGUUCAGUUAUGUUAUCCAUGUUAAUUCCAUAUUCGGUCAUAAAGAUCGAGUCCAAGCCAAGCAUUAGACUCGCGAGAUCCCUAGCCGCGCGCGCCUUCCACCGAGUCUUAGUCGAACCCUUUGAGACCCUAGCCAUCCUACCUCAUUA